AUGGCUUUGUGUUCGUUGUUCUCCAUCCUACUCGGCAUCCUCACUCAUGCAGCUGUUCAUGGGUUCGAGGAACAGGCCAAUGCCCUUUCCUCUGGCAGCUGCGAACGUGCGUGCGGCAUUCUCCACUCACAAUUUGGAGACGCCCUUCAUUAUCCAAACAACGAUUCUGGUUUUGUUCUCUGGGAUGCAAAGCAAAACGAAGUCCGCUAUGCUUGCCGAAUUGUACCAGAAAGCUCUGCCGACGUCGCCGCAGUCCUAUCGCUUCUUGUCAACGAAUGGUGCAGACUCAACACAGUUGAGCUCUUAAGCAACAGUUCCAGAAUGCGAGUAGGAGCAGGAGCAACAGGAUCCCAAGUCUACGAUGCCUUGGAGCCGUACGGAUUAGCUUUUGUUGGGCCCCGAACAGGGACAGUAGGUGUUGGUGGCUUCACCUUGGGGGGUGGCACUUCGGCUGUUACAGCAGAAUAUGGAUGGGCAUUGGAUAAUCUUUUUGAAUAUGAAGUCGUAUUGCCAAAUGCCACAGUGAUUACGGUGAACGAGGACCAACAUCCAGACCUCUACUUCGCUCUGCGUGGUGGUGCCAACAACUUUGGAAUCGUUACUUAUUUCCAGUUGCGGGUCUUUGCGCAGGGCCCAGUGCUUGACUUGGACAGGUCCUACGACCCUAACGUGACUGAUAUCUUCCUCAAAGAGGCAUUCGACAUAUUCAGGGUGCAAGAUACGAACCCUCAAGUUGGCUUCGAGUUUGUUUUCACCUAUAUCCCACAGCAGGAUCGAUUCUCGUUGAGGGGGACCCAGAGAUAUGCUCAGCCAGUACGGAAUCCCCCUGAAUUUGAGAGACUGAGUCGGAUUCCGUUCCAGUCAGAAUCAGGUGGCGUUGGGACUCUCGCCUCCUUUGCAAGGAGCAAUGCACCUCUAGGGAGAUCCAGGUACCUCUUCAACACCAUAACUCACUAUCCUUCGCCAGUAUUGAGCAAGAGAGCUUUCCACAUUCUCAGACAGGAAGUGCAGAGUGUGGCAAACAUAACAGGCUUUUCCGCAAAUCUCAUUUCGUACUCAAUCCCGGCGCGUGCUGUGAGCCGCAUGAAAGAGAGGGGUGGGAAUGCUCUUGGCAUCAAUGUUAAAGGACAUCUCAUACUGAACAACCUCUCUCUCGCCUGGGCCCAUGAGGCGGAUGAUGAACAAGUGCAGCUUUUUGCUGCUAGAUUUCUCCAGAGGUACCAGGUUGCCGCUAGGGAGCUUGGUCUUUAUCACCCCUUUGUCUACGUAAAUUACGCGGACAAGGGUCAAGACGUAUUUUCUUCAUAUGGAGAACGAAACAAGCGCCGCCUGAUCGAAAUUCAGCGCAGUAUUGAUCCUAUGGGCGUUUUUACCUCUAAUGGGCUAUGGCGAGGAUUCUUCAAGUUGCUGUAA
Messenger RNA from Aspergillus lentulus, 1413 nucleotides. RefSeq lists its product as uncharacterized. The record is from RefSeq and is a predicted model, not a curated record. Lineage: Eukaryota; Fungi; Ascomycota; Eurotiomycetes; Eurotiales; Aspergillaceae. Gene Ontology annotation, molecular function: FAD binding.